This is a messenger RNA of Haliotis rufescens (red abalone), 1820 nucleotides long. RefSeq names its product polypeptide N-acetylgalactosaminyltransferase 5-like. Bases 32 to 1756 code for a protein of 574 amino acids. The record is from RefSeq and is a predicted model, not a curated record. The transcript has a single exon. Lineage: Eukaryota; Metazoa; Mollusca; Gastropoda; Lepetellida; Haliotidae. Gene Ontology annotation, cellular component: Golgi apparatus.
UUAGUUCACACUGAAUAUAUCAGCGCUGAACAUGUCACCUCUUCACAGGAAGAUUUCUACGUUAUUAUUCGUGUUACUUUUGACGCUCACCUGUAACUAUUUCUGGGUUGCGAGAAGAAUGUGGAAACGAGUGACCUGCGUGAGUAAACCUGACAGUGAUUAUAACCACAUUCAUUUCCCUGAUAUUCCGAACAUGACACUCUUAGAGUCAGUGUUGGGAUUAAAACAACCAGGUGCCAAUGGUACUGCUGUCGUAGUGGAUGUGAAGAAGUUGCCCAAAGAAGAAGCUGAGAAGUUCCAGAGGAGUAUUGAGGAGAGGGAGUACUCCAGUUAUACCAGUAGUCUCAUACCUCUUCAGAGAUCUCUGCCUGAUGUCCGCCUACAAGGAUGUUACACACUCUACUCAGACCUCAACCUCCCUGAAACCAGUGUGAUCAUUAUUUUCUACAACGAGCAUUGGUCAGUCCUGUUACGCACUGUCCACAGCAUCAUGGACAACACUCCACCUCAUCUGAUCAAAGAGGUCAUCUUGGUGGACGAUGCAUCCACAGACGAGGUUCUGAAGGAACCACUGAAAGAGUAUGUGUCCAGAUUCAGGAAAGUGCAGAUAGUUCGAGCGGAGUCCCGACAGGGCUUGAUAAGAGCACGGAUGAUGGGUUUUGAGCAUUCUACUGCUCCUGUAGCAGUGUUUAUGGACGCACAUUGUGAAUGUUUUCCUGGCUGGCUGGAACCAUUGGUGACAAGGAUCGCCGAAAAUGAUUCAAUAAUUACCACACCUAUGAUACACGGCGUUAACCCCUUGAACUUUGGUGUUACCAUGACAACGAAUAUCCGGUUACAGUGGGUGUCUUUCCCUGAGCUACGAUUUGCUUGGAUGAACGUUCCACAGCGUGAGAAAUUAAGACGAAAACGACCAACAGACCCCUACCGUUCGCCUGCAAUGGUAGGAUGCGUCUUUGCGAUUAGUCGAAGAUGGUUCCGGAAGCUGGGUCAGUUUGAUCCCGGCAUGGAGGUGUGGGGUGCCGAGAACACGGAGCUCUCCCUCAAGACCUGGAUGUGUGGGGGAGGUUUGGAGUUAGUACCCUGCUCCAAUGUUGGCCACAUGUACCGUCCAAAUAAAUACUACGACUCCAAUCCUCCUUUCUUCAGUCGCAACAUUGCCAGAAUUGCCAACGUUUGGAUGGACGGCUACAACGUCUUCGCCCGCAACCACGACGGUGCCUUGGCCGAUGUCGGCGACAUCUCUGACAGGUUGAAGCUACGACGGGAUCUGCACUGCCAUUCCUUUGAGUGGUACCUUGCUAACGUCAACCCGGAGUCUUACAUUGUUGGAGAUGGGAUAUAUACUGGCGAGGUGCGGAAUGUGGGCUUAGGGACUUUUUGUAUUGACGACACUUAUGGGAGCAAGAGGUUGGUAUCACCCAUCGCUUUGUUCACGUGCCAUGGGCAGCUAGGGAAUCAACUGUGGGACUACACAGAGCUCAGGGAAAUCAAGAACUUCAUGUUUUGCUUCCAGGAGACUACAGGGCCUGUUGCCAUGGCAAUAUGUGACGAAGGUGAGAUGAAGCAAAAAUGGCGUUAUGAUCCAUCUGCUGAUGGACAUGGUCCGGUUGUGUCCGCCAGUGGCCUCUGUCUAAGCGUGGACACCACCCAGCUGAUUCUUAUUACAGAGACAUGUAACGGCAACGGCCUCCAGUUGUGGCGAUGGAGAAAGAGGCGUGAGCCGCGCACAUGGAAAUUGAAAAACUCAAUGUGAGUUGAGGAGCAAGCUGUAUGAUUUCAAAGCACCAAACAUUUUCUUAAUAUACCCAGCAUUGUGU